Messenger RNA from Mycena citricolor, 3206 nucleotides. NCBI's taxonomy places the organism in Eukaryota, Fungi, Basidiomycota, Agaricomycetes, Agaricales, Mycenaceae. The record is from the annotation of a GenBank genome assembly.
AAACUUUGACCUUCGAACUUGGUUCGACCAUAACUUUCAUGCCUGCGACACAUGUGGUCACUUUACCGGCUGCGCUGCCCUCUGGAACUGUGCUUAAGAAUGGGGCAGAACAGCACGCUCAGAUCAUGAAUCGGCGCGAGGGCCAGGUCUACGUGCACUACGUGGAUCGGGACAAACGCAUGGACGAGUGGAUUGACGAGAAUCUUUUUGUACCUGCCACGAACGAUUCCGCCAGUCGACGAAGCAACUCUGGCGACUCCCCGAGCCCCGACACACCAAUGGAUCGCGUCGAACGCACAGUUGUAAUGUCGGAGGAGGACUACGACUUGGAGCAUCAUAAGAAGAUCACGGCGCAGAGGAACAUCGACAAGGUCAACUAUGGGGAUUGGCAGAUUCGUACAUGGUAUUUCUCUCCAUACCCUCUUGCCGAACAUGAAGACCAAGAGCUCUCCGCACUCACGAACGCUGUGAACGGGCAUGCAAAUAACACCAACGUUCUUACGGCUGCCAGGAUCCCUCGUCAUGGCACUGUGCGCUCUCAUACUCGUGUCUUGGACCUCUUCGCGGGCGGCCAGACACGAUCAGAGACACCCCUGCUUUGGGUUUGCCAGUACUGCUUCAAAUAUAUGACGGAUGUCGCGUUGUAUGAGAAGCACAAAUGCAAUUUGAAGCAUCCACCAGGGCGCAAAGUCUACGCGCGUGGUGCUCACACUAUCUGGGAGGUCGACGGUGCUGUCCAUAAAUUGUAUUGUCAAAACCUUACGCUAUUUGGUAAACUGUUCAUCGACACGAAGACUCUUUUCUUCGACUGUGAUAAUUUUCUUUUCUACAUGAUGACGGAUGCCGAAUCCUCCACCAAGGACAAUGUUAUCGGCUUUUUUUCCAAAGAAAAGGCGUCCUACGACGACUACAACUUGGCUUGCAUCAUCACAUUACCGCCCUGGCAGCGUAAAGGCUAUGGGAUGCUCAUGAUUGAGUUCAGUUAUGAACUCUCGCGACGGGCCGGCAAAUUUGGCACUCCUGAGCGGCCCUUGUCAGAUCUUGGUCUACGCAGUUAUCUUGCGUAUUGGGUUGCGACUCUUAUUCGGUUCUUCAGACGUGUCCUCCAAGUGCUGCCCCCAAACACCAAGUAUGUGGGACCCCUGCGGGCGAUGUCCCGUGAAGUGGAUGAGGAGGAGGGCUCGCCGGCCAUCCCCAAUAGUGGAAACUCAGUGACACCGAGCGCUUCUACCGGUUUCAAGAGGAAAAGACGACCCAAAGGUUAUGGUGGCGAGGAACCAAAUUUCCUGGAGCCUUCCUCUUAUUCUGAGGAUGCGGACUUUGUGUCCCGGUUUCGUACGUUCGCCAUCACUCCGAAAGAGGACGGCAGCGCUACGAUGCACGUCGUUCUUCGAUGUACGUUGGAGGAUCUCGCUAAGGCCACCAACCUCCGAAUCGACGAUGCAGCCUUCGCGUUGAAUGAAGUCGGCUUUCUCGCGAUGCGGCUGUCAUAUGACGAUGAAGACCAGCUGAAGCAAUCCCUGAAGGCGGAGGCCACCAGCGACAGUGAGCCGACGGACAAAUUUGUCUAUAUAUCCAAGGAGAUUGUCGACCGCAUCGCUGCUGAGAGAAAAGUAAAACCACCAUGCCUGCAGAUCCAUUCGUUUUUGUCACAAUCAAAGGACUUGAUUCACACCACCACCAUGUCGGACGCCCAGUGGUCAUUCUCGCAGACCUUCGCAUCCCAGUUCCAGAAUGCUCGAACGGAAUUGGAAUCGCGGAUUGCAUCCGCCACGGCGGCCUCCGUCGAUGAUCUGUCGAUCGACCUGGCCAAGUUCACGAAGAUGCUCGGCGAGGCAGUGGGAUCAUUGCCGACGUACGAGCAGCGCCAAUACGAGUCGAAAAUUAAAGAACUCGAAAAGUCACUGCAACUUCUCCGCGAUAGCAGACCGAAAUCCAAAUUCGCAUUCAAGCGCAAGGCUGCGGUCGCAGGAACGCCAUCCCACUCAUCCGCUGUCCCCGUGCCCUCAUCGUCGCCUGCCCCCGUCGAAGCCGUCUCCACGACGUCCAGCAAUUCCAUCACCUCUCAGUCGCACAAAUAUAUCACCAAAUCGGCGCUCGCCUCUGCGUCGCAGAGCUCUGACCUGAUCGUCUCGGAGCUGAGCUGGUGUAUUGUCAACUUGUUAUCAGAAUCGACAGGCGAUGGGGGGUUCUCAGCCAUCCACGUACAGAAUCUGUCGGACACAAUAUUGCUAUUGCCUCUCGUCUCCGGAAGCGUGUUGGUCCAUGAUCUCACCAGAUGCAUUGUGGUGGUGGGCUCUCAUCAAUUUCGAAUGCAUUCCUCAAGCAACGUCGAUGUCUACUUGCACACUGCGACGCCUAUCAUAGAGCACUGCACCGGUAUUCGCUUUGCGCCAUAUCCUUCCUCAUUUGCGCCAGACUCUGUGGUACAUCCUCUCGCCGUCAAGGCCCUAUGGACCCAACCGCUGGCGACGGAUACAACGGACCGAAUACGGGAUAUAACGACGGCUAUGCAAGCAAUGCUGGCGGCGGAUAUUCAGACGCCGGAUAUAACGAUGCCGGAUAUGACGGCAACAACCACAGCGGUGCAACCGGCCAUGUUGGCGGCGGACGCCACCACCACAUGGGAGCUGGAACAGGCGCUGGAGUGGGCCCAGGUACUGGCGCUGGCUACACAGCACCGGAGCAGGCGCUGCCGGAAUGGGGGCAGGCAACCUGGCUGGCACCGGUAUGGGCGCCGGGGCAUCAGGUACUGCAACUGGUCGAACGCGCCACCCGCGACCGGUGGAGGUGCCAUGGUAGGCAAAAUGGAGCAUGCGCUCGGGACUCUCGUCGGCAGUCAGUCGCUCAAGGCCAAGGGCCUUCAGAAGGAGCAGGAAGCCAAGGCGUACAAAGUCCAGAGCAGCGAGCUGAAUCGGGCUGAAGCUCUCGAGCAAGAGGCGUUAGCUCGCCGGGAUCGUGCAGUCGGCUUUGGUGCUCAUCCUGACCACCGUCAUCUUGGGGGUCAAGCGCCCGGCGCAGGUGUGGGAGAUGCAUUCUCUGGAACAAAUGCAAACAACAACGGACGUUAUCUUUAAUCUAACGCGCUCUUAAUGUACGAACAAACCGUAAGAUAUAAUCCAUAGGUGGCUUUAAGCCAAUGUAACUUGUACAUCCACUGGAGCGCGCUCGCUAUUGAAUCGAAGCUUAACGCCUUCCUUACAUUU